GCCACCGUAGCGGUUGUCGAAACCGGAAGUUUACGUUCGCGAGUCCUGCAGGGAUGAUUCGAGAGUGUGUUUUUGUUUUUAAAGUGUUCGUUUUAACAGACACAUCUGAAGUGCCAACCGCCAUAAAACCCUAGAAGAAGAAAAAGACACAUCUGAAUUUAUGAGAAUUGUAUUAAUGUCACUUAUUUAGAAUGGCUGCUGACUUUUUAGUGACGUUGUAUGAGUAUUCUCCUCUGUUUUACAUUACCAUCAUCUCUGUGUGUUUCAUAAUCACUGUAGCUGUGGUGCUGGGCUGGUUUGGAUUUGAUGUUCCAAUUAUUUUACGCAUCUCAGAUGACACUGAAUCUCUCGUACCUGUCCCUGAGAGAAAGAUGGUGCAGGUUGCCAAUCCAUUUGCCUUGGAGAUAGGCUCUACAGUUGGUACAGCUACAGUAACUGAGGGUCUGAGUUUGCUGGCAUACUGCCUUGAAGACUGUGUCCUCUGUUGUUUCUGGGGUUGUGAGGUCCAUGCUCUCCAGACAGCCCUUCAAAGUCACCAGCGUGGCCCUAGACUCAGUACCACAUGGCAGUUUCAAGAUGCUCUGGAGUUCAGCUACCACCACUGUCAUAGCUUCAACUAUCCUUUCUAUAAAGACAAAAAGGAGGAAUGCUUUACCCGAAUGCCACCAGAACUCGGAGUGACUAAUUUUGGGAUACUGCCCAGGGAUCGUUACCCCCUGGUAGCUGUCUUAAUGCUCAACAAUCCAGAAACCAGGGACAACUACAACAUUAUGGCUAGUGUGACAGUGCUCCAUAUUCCUGAUGACAAAUACAAAAUCUCUGCAAGAAUCUUGUUUCAGUAUCUUCUCACAGCACAUGGCAAUGUCUACGAUUUGAAACCUCUCUUCAUGUCAGCUGACAUCAGCAACUUCUCUGGAACAGCUGAACCAUCAACUAGCAAAAAAGGGGUCGGGCUACAACACAAAGCUCUAGAUGAUAAGAGGGAGCAGUCAGAUUUGUCAAUGGAGUGGCCAGAUUACCAAGGCAGAGAUUGCGUGGUGUGUCAGAAUGCGGCAAUAAACAGAGUGAUGUUGCCUUGCAGACAUGCAUGUGUAUGCGACAGCUGUGUACGCCAUUUCCAACAUUGUCCGAUCUGCAGAGCUUUUGUCAUGGAAUCUUUUGUUCUGUCUAACCAGCCAUCUCAUGAUGAGGAAGACAACUUAACAGAAAAUUAAAAUGGCUGAAAGUCAGUUUUACAUUAUAAACAAUUACUUGCUGGACUGGAAAGAAAGGAAACAGAAGCAUCUUUAAGGUAAAGAGAUGCAGACAGCUGGCCUUUAACUUAUAAGAAUGGACACCUGCUAUUCUAGCAUUGUUAUUUUAUGCUUCUUGUGUGUAUUUGCUUAAUGUAGGAUUUUCUCAUUUGUGUUUAAAGAAGAUACAUUUUAAAUGCAUUAUUUAGCCUAACAAAUAUGUUUUCAAAUGGUUAAUUUUUCGACAUUAUCUUCAUAAAAGAAACUUAGCAUUACUUUGAAAUCCCAGUUAAGUCCGUGUUUACACCUGCUCCAGUAUUUUAGUCUGAAAGGUAUCCUAGCUAGCAAUAGCCAUCGAGGUUACAGACCUGAUAUACAGCAGUGCAACAAAUUUGAUAAAAAGGUCGAUUUAAGAGGGGGGAAAGUAUAAAGAAAUGCAGAAAAGUUUUGAAUGCUCAGCAAAAAUGUUCUGAAUUCAAGCCACAUUAUGCUAUAAAGACAGUUAAGCACGGUGGUCAAAAUGUUUCAACAAGACAACCCCAAACAAACAAGCAAGCGGGCAAAAUCUUGGUUCCAGACCAAAUUAAAUUAAACUUUAUUUAUAUAGCCCUUUUCACAAUUUUUUAAUUGUGAAAAGAAGCUUUACAUUAAUAGAUGCAGGAGAAAACACAGCAAAAUCAAUGGACAAAAUAAGCAGAAAAUACAGCGGCUAAGAUUAAACUGUACUAGCAAGCAUAGUAAUUAGGUAAUGCAUAGAAUGGGCUGCUAAGUUAAGCCAUGUCAGCUGACUUCCCAGGGGUUAAAAAAACACUAGGAGAAAAAACCUGGCUUGAACCCUUGAGAGAGAGCCAGACAUAGCUGAUUCUAUUGGAUAUAUUAUAUAAUAGGUACGAUUAUAUACAAUUUAAUGGGAAUUUAAACACUUUAAAUAAUUUAUAUAUAUAGACAGACAUCGGCUGGGCAUCACGUUGAAGGAAGGCCAGUAGAUCAAUGGUGUGAUGACCUUCACGGCAGCUGGAACUGGGUCUGUUAGUCUCAUUAUUGUCGGGAAAAGACGAACAAAAUCCUAUUAGUGCUGCGUAGGGGCCAUUCACAUGAAAUGCAAGAGGCAUACAGUAUUGUGGUUUAAUAUCCGCUCGGUUCCAGACAGGCUAACUAUUGUGGCAAAGUAUAUUACCCAGACAAGUGAUGUGAGUGCUUUGUUCAGAACAAGCUAACUAGGGUCUAGGUAAGAAAAUGAUCUGCCACCUUUAGACACUUUUGAUAUUCUAGGGAUAAUUAGGUGGACAGAAUUUUGCGACCACAGUGGUUUGUAUUCUGAUUGUAAUUCUUUAAUAUAUGAGGGUGCUAGGCCAUUUAAGGCUUUUUAGGUGUUUAGCAAUGUUUUUAAAUGUAUGUGAGAUUUAACUGGUAACCAGUGUAAAGAUGCCAGAAUUGGACUUAUGUGGUCAUACUUUUUAGAUCGAGUAAGCACUCUUGCGGCAGCAUUUUGAACCAACUGAAGCUUAUUUACUAGACCUGUUUGAGUCGUGACUCACUUUGGAUCUUUAACCCGGAUCUUUAAAUUAACUCAUGAGUCGCGAGUCUCUAGUGUCAUUAACCCGGAUCAGUUGAGUCCUACUACAAUUCAAUGUAAAACCAUAAACAGCGCCACCACACACACAAACCUCUUUCAACAUUAUUGAUGAGACUUCACUCGCACUACAGAUCCACUCGUAACAGGCUGAUAUGCGCGAGAACUGACCCGAGAUUCUCACUCAGAGCCGGAAACAAUGCGGGCUCGAGAGACAUGCGAAUCUGCUCUGACUCGAGAAUCUCUCAACUCGUAACUGGCUGAUCCGUAACUGGCUGAUCCGUAACCAGCUGAUCCGUAAAGGGGUGAUCUGCGCGAACUAUCUCUCCGGCUCUGGAGAGAGAUUCUCUAUAUUAUUAUGCUAUUGUUAUUAGGCUUAUUUUUUAAAUGUUCGACCAUACACACCAAACCUAAAACCUAUAAGCAUGUUUCAGAAGUGAAAGGCUUUUGUUGUGGAUUUGCUUUUGAGGAGACUUCAGUCGCUCUAUAGAUCCACUAACCGGCUCCGGCUGAUCCACGCGAAUCAGCCGGUUAGUGGAUCUGUAGAGCGAGUCUCAUGUCCAUGGUCUGCGAGUCUGCAAUGUUUCCGGCUCUGAGAAUCUUGUGUUGCGUAGAUCAGCCGGUUACAAGUGGGUCUGUACUGAGUUUCCUUGGCAAUUUAGCAAUACUGACUCAAGUGACUCAAGUGAUUCACACAACCCGGAUCACUUUAGUGAGUGACUCACAAUAACCCGGAUCCUUAAAAGGAAUCGAGUUUGCCAGGCCUAUUAUUUACCUGAUUUGAGUGGCAUCCCCGAGUAAUGAGUUACAAUGGAUUAGCUUAUCUGCAUCUGAUGCAGACAGCAUAUGGCGUAUUUUUGAGAUAUUUCUAAGAUGGAAGAAUGCUGUGUGGGAGACAUUGGAGAUAUGACUAUCGAAAGAUAGAUUGCUGUUGAACAUCACACCUAGGUUCUUGACAUAUUUUGUUUGGAGCAAUUUCAAUAAUAAGUAUCUAUCUUUUCGGAGUUUAGCAUAAGAAACAGACCUGCAAACUUGUCGCUUUUCGGCGACAAUCGCCGUUUUCUUGGUCAAUUGGGUCAUUCACGUGAAUCGCAUAGAACCGGAGAGUUUUUUUGAGGUGUGGGGGGGGGGGGUCGGAAGGCUGCCCUUUAUCUGAAUGCAAUGCGGGCUAGAAUUGCCAAACAUUAUUGGAUAAUUCUUAUACUUGACAUUUCUCUGGGCCAAUCGGAAUCUUAGCACUUCCUUCAGAAUCUUGAAGACAGCGCGGUCCUUUGGAUGAGAGACACACCUCUACCACGCGAGUCUGAUGGACACUUUUAACGUGAAGGAACCAUCUUAUUUGAGGUAAGUCAACUUUUUUGUACCAAAAACGACAACUAUUUGUUUGCUUGAUUUAAUUAGCGUUAGCUACCGCUUAUAUUGUAUUUUUAGGAACGAGUCAACGCCGAGUAAUGCACAAACGUAGACCUUGCAUAAAGUUUGCCUAUGCUUCGAGCAAAAUGACUAAUGUUAGCUAACUUAGCAGGACGAUUGUUAGCUAGGCUUAUCGUUACCCGGGUGUUCUGCCCGGAGUUCCGAGAUAUACGGCUACUAAUCGAAUUCUGAGCUAACGUUACCCUGAGUAACUUCAUUACGGUGGCUGUGGUGCGCGCUUGCGCAGGCAGUCAUUCGUGAUGUGGGUAAAUGUGACUGUUUACACAACAGCUGAUGCGAGAGUAAUGUUAAAGGAAAACCCACCCUUUUUCAACAUUUUCCUAUGUUUUUACCUCAACUUAGACUAAUUAAUACAUACAUAUCUUUUUUCAAUGUAUGCACUUAAUCUUUCUACAUCGCGUUGUGAAUGUUUUAGGAAUUAGCCAAGCCCCAUUCAUUCCUGGUGGCUGUAUACCUGGUAAACAGUCAUUUUUAACAACAUAGGGCUGUUUAGAUAAAACAAUCUGGCGAGCGUGUUGUCCUAGGAUAAUACACCAACAGCCAAUUUCUGUAUAUUAAAGGGCUACAUUUUGCAUCAAAGUCUGUCAAUGAAAUCUUUACAUUGUAUUGUUAGUUGAAUUUACAUUAUGAACACUUGCACUUUGAGAUUGUUUAUUCAAUGUAAGGAGCCCUACAUAUAAAAUGCAUUAUUAUUAUAAUUAUUGAACAGAAAUGUAUUUUGAUAUUCAAUGCAUAUCAGCCAUACAGUAUGGAGACACGUUGUUUUAUCAUAUUAGUCCUAUGUAUGAUAGUUUGCAAGGUUAUAUUUUAAUGAUUUUAAUUUACUUUCAGGCAAUGGUUCUGGGCACUUUGGUGGAGCACUCGUCAACCUUGCACAGACGCCGGCUGAGGACAAAGUGGCUCUGUCGCACGAAGCUUUCACGAACAUCAGCAAAAUUAUAUUUUUUUCAUUUCUGUCUGUCUCUUGUUGUUUUUUAUUUCAGUGUCAUGCUUCACAACACCUCCAGGCGUUUCCGUGAGUUGUAAAUAAAAACAUUUGUAAAAUAUUAAAUGUGUCAUUCACUUUAAGCUUCAAGGAUGUUUUAACAAUGUUUUUUGGUUAAAGUAUGCUGAUUUUUGUUAAGUCACGCUCAGAAUCAUAUUAAAAUCACAAAAAUAUAGAGCUGGGGUAACCCUAAGCGCCCCCCCCCCCCCCCGUGCGUGCGACACUGUCACCUUUUUUACUCUGAGGAGUUUGCAGGUCUGAAGAAAGUUAUUUGCCAUCCAGAUACUAAUAUUGCUAGGAUGUGAGGAUAGGUAAAGCUGGGUAUCAUCUGCAUAGCAGUGAAAACGUAUAACGUUUCCUGAUAAUACGUACUAGUGGUAACAUAUAUAACCAAAAUAAGAGAGGAGUAGUUGUUAUCCGGUGGCAUAUUUCAAAAUAUGAUUUAUUACCCCCUUUGACAGGUGGGCGGGACUAUCAAUCAAACGGUGUACAUGCUGUCUAGUUUUGAGAGUCGUAUAUUUUAUGGCUUUUAGACAGCGUCUGUCCGGAGUGUGCGUGUUUUACGAUGUGUCAAUCAACGUGUUGUUUUUUCCUGUGUGUGUGUUUUUUGUCACGCGUAUGUUGUCAUGUUUAUUGCUGUCAAAAAGUUUAUUGUUUUAGGCUGCACUGUUAAACCUUACCAGGCUUUUUAGGAGUAAAUUACUUGCAACACUGUUGCCAGCUAGUUACUGUACAGCAUCUGUAACGGUGACUUACUGGCAACAGUGUUGCCAGUAUACUACUGUGUCUAUGACAGUACAGUGAAUAACUGGCAACAGUGUUGCCAGUAAUUUACUGUCUCUGUACCAUUACGGUGUCUUACUGGCAACAAUGUUGCCAGUUUUAUACUGUAGAUUAGUAAUUACAGUUAAUAACUGGCAGCACUGAUUUCAGUUAAUUACUGUACGGUACUACAUGCUUCAGGUAUAAAUGCCGUACUCAUUGUGGUACUCUAAAACUUUUGAAAGAUUAUUUUUUUAUGUUACUUUAUUAAAAAGGAGAAAGAACCCCAAAAUAUUUAGACAAAUACACUUUAUUACUGUGGCAAUAGAUGUCAGGAUCAGAGGACGGAUGAACCCAAUCACAGAUGAAGUCGGGGAAAACAGAAAACACUUUAUUUACUAACAUAAAACAAAACCCACGAGGGGGUACACAACAUGAAACACCGUAAGCAGACAGAUAACACUAAACUUGACAAGAUAACUCGGCUAGAUAACCACAUGAAAACGAGAACAAAACAAAAUGAACCUGCACAGAACUAAGGACACAAUGACAUUAUAUAGAAAAACAAACAAACAAGAUAACGAGGGGGAACAGGUGAUGGGAGAAAACCAAUGAUUACUAAUAAGCAGGAGAACGAGGGGGUGGGGACAAGAGACAAGACACCGAAGGCACAUGACCCAAUAAACAAGGCCAUGAACCUUCACAUAGUGCAGGGAUGGGCAACUUCGGUCCUGGAGGGCCGGUGUCCUGCAGAGUUUAGCUCCAACUUGCCUCAGCACACAUGCGUUAAAGUUUCUAGUAUGCCUAGUAAGACCUUAAUUGGCUGCUUCAGGUGUGUUUAAUUAAGGUUGGAGCUAAACUCUGCAGGACCACGGCCCUCCAGGACCGAAGUUGCCCAUCCCUGACAUUGAGCAUGGGACUGCCAGAACGCCAAACUGCCAUCAUAACUAGAUAUAAAUCCAAAACAAGACUCCUUGGCAGGAUCCUGACAAUAGAUAAAUACAUAGCACAAGGAAUCACAAAAUUAAACUAAACAGAACUAAUUUUCUGUAGAAUUGGCAAAAUAAGAUUAGAUAACAAAAAGCAAUAAUUUAAACAAAGAACACUGCCACUGCAUGACAGUUAAACCAAAACUAACAAAAUCAUACUCCAAAACAAUGCAAUCAAAUAACAUUCAGGUUAUUUAUUGGUAGUGCGACACGUAGCAAAAAAAAACACAUAUGGCAAAUUGUGAAAGGGUUUUCAGUGUAAUAGACAAAUUCUUUUAAGACACAUAACAAAAUCAUGUCAAAUCCCACCCUCAAAAAAAAGAUAUCCGUUGUCAUCAUUGACCCUCAGGUUAUUCCAAACCUGCAGUUAUUCAACAUAAUUUAAAUGACCUUCUUAUAUUCUUACAAUUCAAGGAUUAACAAAAAUGCUUCAUAUAACAGGAAGUAGAAACCAGAAAUUAAGCUCUGUUUUUUGCACAGGCCUACUAAAGGGUUAAUGGUGCCACAUGGUGAUCAACAUGAAAAAUUACAAAUUUUACCUUUUUGCAAAAGGAUAAAUACUUAUUUGGGAAGUUCACUUAUAAACUUUUUAAAGAGUUACAAUCAUGGAAUUUUUGUAAAUAUUUGGUAAUUUUGAUCAGUAUUGAGGUUGAUUAACAGAUUAAUAUAUUUUUUUAUAUUAAUCUGAUAAAUUUUUACAACAGUUUCACUUAGUUGGCAUUUUUUGGCCACGUACAACACGAAAGGGCAGUCAAUUUGAACAAUGCACAAGGGUUAACGUUGAUAGGAGAUGCUAAAAACUUGCUAAUCAGGAAGCUAUUUGGAACCUUAACUUUAUGUGUUUUAAAGACAAUCACAAAUAUUUUAACAGUUUACUUACUCAUUUUCCGCUUUUAAACAUACAAAUCCACUAUUAUAUUGUUCAACACAGCACAAGUAAACAAACAAACAAACAUGUUUAUCAAGGCAAAUUGGUGACACCUGCACCUGUGGAUGUGUGUAUGUGUGUGUGCCAGUAAUUUACCAGAUAAUAUUACAGUUAUUUUCCUUAAUUGGUGCAAAGAGUAUUUUACUGUAGUUUAUUAUUAGUGCAGCAUAACUGCACCUCAUAUCACAGUAAAAUACCUUUCACCAGUGUUAAAGCUAAAUACUGCCAAUUUUACAGUUAUUUACCCAGAAAUCUACAGCAAGGGUUAACAGUGUGUCCAGUUUUCUGGACUGUCAUGUUUUAUGAACGCUUCUCUCCCUCCCUCCCUUCUCAACCAGCCGUUCUCAAGCCCCCAGCCCCCAGCGCGGUCCUGUCUGUUUCUUUAGACGAAAACCUGUAUAUUUUAAACUAAAUAAAAUUUUAACCGCUUCACGAGGUCAGUGAGUCUUUUCAUGACCUGCUCUCUAUGUUCACGUGCAUUUAAGAUCGCUCACCGGUGGUGAUACGAGCCGGGUGCGUGUUAAUAUUGGAUUUUUU
Messenger RNA from Paramisgurnus dabryanus, 8440 nucleotides. Lineage: Eukaryota; Metazoa; Chordata; Actinopteri; Cypriniformes; Cobitidae. The record is from RefSeq and is a predicted model, not a curated record.